This is a messenger RNA of Budorcas taxicolor (takin), 861 nucleotides long. It is a transcript of the gene TMEM154, whose product is annotated as transmembrane protein 154. The transcript is spliced from 7 exons. The record is from RefSeq and is a predicted model, not a curated record. Bases 34 to 609 code for a protein of 191 amino acids. NCBI's taxonomy places the organism in Eukaryota, Metazoa, Chordata, Mammalia, Artiodactyla, Bovidae.
AGCGGGACUGACACCGGGCGCAGCAGCAUCGCGAUGCCGGGGCGCGCGCCCCCCGAGGCUCCGCGCGCCGCCCUUUUCCUCGCCGCGGUCCUCGCGUCCCUUCCCACCCGCCCGGCGCAGGGAGAGGAAGAUACAGAACUGUCAGGAGACGUGCCCCCAGGCACGGGAGGCCUGGAUGAAGAGUCAGAGGCUCUAAGCACACUUGCUUCAGUGACCACAGAACCUUCCAUCACCAAUAUAAAUUCUACCCUUAUUGACGAAGACACAGACCAGUUAGAGUUUAUAUUAAUGGUGUUGAUCCCAGUGAUUUUACUGUCUCUCCUGCUUCUAUCAGCGAUACUCCUUGUAAUAUACCAUAAAAGAAAAAGGAAUAAACAAGAGCCCUCUAGCCAAGGAUCUCAGAGUGUUUUACAGACACAUGAACUGGGAAGUGAAAACGUGAAAGUCCCUAUUUUUGAGGAAGACACACCCUCUGUGAUGGAAAUAGAAAUGGAAGAGCUUGAUAAGUGGAUGAACAGCAUGAAUCGAAACGCUGACUAUGAAUGUUUACCUACUUUAGAGGAAGAAAAGGAACCAAACCACAACAACCCAAGUGACAAUGAAUCCUGAAACUGAAUGGUGCUAAUGCUUUCCAAGAGAAGCAGCCCCAGAGGAAGCCCGUUGGGCCUGCCAACAGAGGAUGAAGGGGAUCCGAAUUUAAUUAACUUCAAAUCAGUGUAAACACAAGAACCUUUUGCCGUUGCUUCCAACGCCCACUCUUCCGACGCCCAACGCAUCACCUUUACUUGGAAGAAUGCUUGAUUGCGAAGUGCCGGGCAAAGGUUGGAUGCCAUCCAUUGCUGAGGGUGGUGGAGCCACAAG